CAGUUAAUGUGUACAAAACUUAUAUUAUGCGAUCGAUUUCGUAAAAACUGAUUAUCGAUUAAUAAUUUGUAACAGCUGCCGAUACUCGUCGGCUUUUGUAAGUCCCAUCACUUUGAACAUUCAAAACGAAUAUAAAAUAUUGUAGUUUUGAGUCACAGAACAGACAUCUAAAACAUUUUAAAGACAGCAGGGUGUUCAUCUGUUUUCAGAAAAGGGUACAACAUGAGCGUGGCAAAAACGUAUGGAAGCAUUAUUGUCUUAUGUGUUAUUGCAUGUAACUUGUCGAAGGCCUGGCCUAACCUUCUACGUGGUCGGCAAGCUAGGAGUGACUCAGAGAUAGGCUCAGCUACACUUAACGAUGUUUCAGCGAAGACCAAAUUACUUCUCGGUAAUUUUGAUACGAUGCUAGAAGAAGAUAGAGGUGAUCUGGCACGCAAGAGAUGGGGUGAUGUAAGAGAUGCAUAUAACAUCAGUAGAAAGAAAGCAGCACUAAUGAUCGGUGAUGUUGACAAGGUUGUGAAAACAUACAGACUUGCUGGUAUUCUUUCUUUCUUUCAACCAUACCUACAACAGCAAGAAACUUCAUGCAACCUCAAGGUAGGGAAUAGCAAUGAGAAUGAAGCCCACUUAGACACUUUUGCUGAGCAUAAGGAGGAAACUGUGCAUUUUCAAGCAGAAAGAACAGCAGCAAACUAAACCAGAUGUUGUGGAACACCUGGAAAAUUGAAGACAAAGGGUGGAUCUAAGUUCUGAAAUAGACCAGUCUAUAUUGAACGAUUUACAUAAAAAGUCAGUGGCAUCUGAAGAAAAAAAAACCCCUAUAUCUUUUUUGUUAUUUGUUUGUUUCAAUAGCACAUGCCAUCAGAAAACUUCCUGACAAUUAAAAGGAAGAAGUAGAGUUCUGAAUACAUGAACUCGUGCAUCAAGCUCAGCUUGAGAGAAUGUGCUUCAAUUAGGCAGACAACUAUUUGAUCCUUUAAAUAAAUAUUAUUUUUAUAAGUG
This is a messenger RNA of Anneissia japonica, 1002 nucleotides long. RefSeq lists its product as uncharacterized. Lineage: Eukaryota; Metazoa; Echinodermata; Crinoidea; Comatulida; Comatulidae. The record is from RefSeq and is a predicted model, not a curated record. The transcript has 3 exons. Bases 223 to 696 code for a protein of 157 amino acids.